Messenger RNA from Mustela lutreola (European mink), 8657 nucleotides. It is a transcript of the gene PLAG1, whose product is annotated as PLAG1 zinc finger. The record is from RefSeq and is a predicted model, not a curated record. NCBI's taxonomy places the organism in Eukaryota, Metazoa, Chordata, Mammalia, Carnivora, Mustelidae. The transcript is spliced from 5 exons. The coding region runs from base 526 to 2025 and encodes 499 amino acids.
CGGCGGCGGCGGCAGCGGCAGCGGCAGCUGCAAGUUGGGCUGCAGGGGCAGCGCAUACACUACAAUGGCUGCUGGAAAGAGGCGUAAGGAAACAAUUUCCAGGCCCGCCGCGUCCAGCCCGAAAUAUGAGAAAAAAAUUAUUAGAAAUUCCGCGGGCGGUGUAAAGGCGGCGGACGGGCCGGAGGGAGGAUGUUAAAGCCCCGCGGUUGCCUCUUGGUGCUGCAUUGGCCGUAUUUGGCACCCAGAAUGCUUCAUUCUGUGAUGGUCUAUUAAUAAGGUUACCUUGUAGAGUUUGGAGCAGGGCCUCAGAUUGGCCAAAAUGGGAAGGACUGGAUUCCGCUCUCUUCCACGAAGAGUCAAUGGGACUGGCUAAGAUCAAGGUCUGAGGCUUUUUCCAUCUGUCAUCAGUCCCUUUUUGCUUUCUUUUACGACCACAUGAAACUUGAGAAGCCACCUAAAGCUAAAUCAUUUAGUGGAGUUGGGCAGUUCCCAAGUGUCCAACAAGAAGGCCUGCUUUAGGCUGCGAUGGCCACUGUCAUUCCUGGUGAUUUGUCAGAAGUAAGAGAUACCCAGAAAGUCCCUUCAGGGAAACGUAAGCGUGGUGAAACCAAACCAAGAAAAAACUUUCCUUGCCAACUGUGUGACAAGGCCUUUAACAGUGUUGAGAAAUUAAAGGUUCACUCCUACUCUCACACAGGAGAGAGGCCCUACAAGUGCAUACAACAAGACUGCACCAAGGCCUUUGUUUCUAAGUACAAAUUACAAAGGCACAUGGCUACCCAUUCUCCUGAGAAAACCCACAAGUGUAAUUAUUGUGAGAAAAUGUUUCACCGGAAAGAUCACCUGAAGAAUCACCUCCAUACGCAUGACCCCAACAAAGAGACGUUUAAGUGUGAAGAGUGUGGCAAGAACUACAACACCAAGCUCGGCUUUAAGCGUCACCUGGCCUUGCAUGCCGCGACGAGCGGCGACCUCACCUGCAAGGUCUGCCUGCAGACUUUCGAGAGCACGGGAGUGCUGCUGGAGCACCUUAAAUCACACGCUGGCAAGUCGUCCGGCGGGGUGAAAGAGAAAAAGCACCAGUGCGAGCAUUGCGAUCGCCGCUUCUACACCCGGAAGGAUGUCCGGAGACACAUGGUGGUGCACACGGGAAGGAAGGACUUCCUCUGUCAGUAUUGUGCACAGAGAUUUGGGCGGAAGGAUCACCUGACUCGACACAUGAAGAAGAGUCACAAUCAAGAACUUCUGAAAGUCAAAACCGAACCGGUGGACUUUCUGGAUCCAUUCACCUGCAACGUUUCUGUGCCUAUAAAAGAUGAGCUCCUCCCGGUGAUGUCCUUACCUUCCAGCGAACUGUUGUCAAAGCCAUUCACAAACACUCUGCAGUUAAACCUCUAUAACACUCCAUUUCAGUCCAUGCAGAGCUCGGGACCUGCCCACCAAAUGAUCACGACUUUACCUUUGGGAAUGACGUGCCCAAUAGAGAUGGACACUGUCCAUCCUUCUCACCACCUUUCUUUCAAAUACCCAUUCAGUUCUACCUCAUAUGCCAUUUCUAUUCCUGAAAAAGAACAGCCACUAAAGGGGGAGAUUGAGAGUUAUUUGAUGGAGCUGCAAGGUGGCGGGCCUUCCUCAUCCCAGGAUUCCCAAGCAUCAUCAUCUAAACUAGGGUUGGAUCCUCAAGUCGGGUCCCUGGAUGAUGGUGCAGGGGACCUCUCCCUGUCAAAAAGCUCUAUUUCUAUCAGUGACCCCCUAAAUACGCCUGCCUUGGAUUUUUCCCAGUUGUUUAAUUUCAUACCCCUCAAUGGCCCUCCCUAUAAUCCUAUCUCAGUGGGGAGCCUGGGAAUGAGCUAUUCCCAAGAGGAAGCACAUUCUUCUGUGUCUCAGCUGCCCCCGCAGACACAGGAUCUUCAGGAUCCUGCAAACACUCUAGGUCUCGGCUCCCUGCACUCCCUGUCAGCAGCGUUCACCAGUAGUUUCAGCACCAGCACCACACUGCCACGUUUCCAUCAAGCUUUUCAGUAGGCGUCCCAGACGUGGACUGAUCACAGAAACCUAUGUGUAGCCCUGCCUUAGAGGACCAUUUUUAUUUUAGUGCCUACUUUAAAACCGCAUAAAAACUUCUGCUCUUGUACAGUACCAAUUUUCAUUAAGCCAGUAUGCAAUAGAAACAAGCUUUAUAAAUGAGCUUUGGAACCAUUUGCGUUCAGUUAUGUUUACCUGGGUAUUUUGUCCACACUCACUGCCAAUUGUCAUAUUUUAAGAUGCUUUUUCCUCUAGGAAAGCCAUUAUUAGCAGUAAAGUCUUACCAGUCCCACAUUCAAAUUGCUUUGAGAUCUUAAAAUUUUCAGUUCUGUUCAAUAACAGUGGCUCUAGCUUUUGACAUUUGUCUCAUUAAAGAAGUUUGCAACAGAAUGUACAUUUUCUAAAAUGUAUAUGAAUAACCUGAGAGUUUUUACAUUUUUACUGCUCUCUAAAUGGAUUCAUAAGCAAAUGUUUUCAGAUGAAUUCAGAAUCCAGUCUGGGGAGAUAAUAGAUGUUUCUUAGAUAUACCAUAAUUUCAGGUCAGUAUAUUUUGAAGACUUUGCUGUUGUCUGGCUCAAAUAUUUGCUGUCUAUAUUAUGCACAUACGAGGAAAACAAAACCUAAACACAAAGCACCAGUAUUUAUAGCAAAAAAGAGACUCCUGGUGAGGUGACACGCAUUCCAUGUUACUCCGUAGUUGGCCUUAAACUUGUAUGCAGGAUGUUUUGCCACAUUGCAAAGUCACUCUUUCCAGUUUAAUAGUGCUCAUUGUGUUAGAGCAUCCGAGUCUUCAGAGUCAGUGUAUGGCUAGAUCUCUUUAAUCAUUUCCGCCUUUCAUGGCCAAAGGGUGGGUCAGGUGCAUCCAGCAAUUCUGUUUUAGUUGUCAGUCCACAGUUCAGAAUCGAAAGCCAUUGUGGAACCACAGAUGUCAGGGGUGUUUAUCCCAGAGUAGACUGUCUCUUCUUCUGUGGUGUGAUAGUCUCCUACGAAGAUAGAUGUGAAGCCCUUGGUUCUUGGGAACUUGUCUAGGGACCCUGUCCCUUGUUGCCAGGGUUGGAAACUAGACUCUUGAGGAGUAAAGGAAAAGCAUAUUGCUCACAUCAAUUCUUGCUGAAUUUAAUACAGUUUUCUUUCCCAUAAGAGCCAAAAGCAGAAAACAAAACAGCCCUACCCCCCAUGGUAUCUUUCUUAUUCAGUGUUGAUUUAUCUUUCCUUGCUAUUUUCAGAUGGAGACUUUAAAAUUAAAUGCAUUAGAAAGCUAUUGGAGGAAUGACCACAAAGUUUUAAGCAACUAAAAAUAUAUACAGUAAAACCCUACUUUUACACGUCUCUGCGAAAUUGGGGGAGAGCUGCGAAUCCGUUAAAUUUCUAGAGGGGGGAGAAAACUAAAGCAGAAUAAGCACUGUCUUAGGUAAUGUGAAAGUAACAAUUAAGAAUAUUGUGUUCACUGAAUAAAGUAGUUAUUGUGGGCUUUCCUCAUAUUAGACAACCACCAUAACCUUUUUGAAGGUCAAAUUAUACUUUUCUAAAUAUUGGUUGGGACAUCAGCCUACGAAACAUAUCUAUUAAGCACUUAUUUGGGGACCCUGUCUUUUGGGGUGGGUAGGAAGGGGAAGGUUUAUAAAAGAGUAUAUAUCUCUUAAAAAAAAGGAAAAAAAAAAAAGAAAAAAUAUUUGAGCACUCAUUAGCCCUAUACAGAAGCUUCUUUUUUCAUUUAUAGGGCCAAUUAUCACUGCAGAUUGUGAUGUUUACCAAGAAUUUCUAAAAAUGAGUGCAGAUUACUGAAUAUAAUACAUUAUUUAAAAUAUUUGGGAGUAGUAUAAUUUGUGGAUAAAUGUAAAUUGUAAUAAUGUAAAUGGGGGUUUCACUAUAUAUAUUAUACACACACACACACACACACACACACAUAUCGCACUUCAUAGAAUCAGAGUUGCUCUCUUAAGGGAGCUUUGGCUCCUGAUAUUUUAUCAUGCUCCUAUUUUUUUUUUUAAUUCUAGGAGCAGUAGUUUUUAUACUUAUGUAUUUAAAUUUUAUUAUAAAAAAUACAUUUUAUUAAAAAAAGUGUGUUCCAAAGGCAUUAAAAUUAUAUAUGUUUUAAUAAGGAAAUACAUUUAAAAUUUUUCAAACUGCUCCUAAGCUUUUGAUUAGGAGAAUAUUUGCUCUGAAAGUAGACUUUUAGCUCUGCUUUAUUACUGCUUCCUUUAGUUUCUAUGAAACAGAUUGCUUACUUAAAUCAUUAGUUGAAUGAUUAGUGUUCAAUAUUGCUUUAAUCACCAUUUAAAAAAAAAGGAAAAAAAUUGGUGACAGAGCACAAAUAAAUAGAAAAUGUACUUUUACACAGAAGUCACAAAUACAAGUGUGGAAGCACUACUUUGUCUAAAAUUUGCUUAAGGAAAAGUCAAAUUAAUGACCUGAGACGUUGGCCUUAGCAGGCUGUAUUUCACUGCUAAUAAACAACUAAAAAAGGGAGUACCAGGAUUUAUUCAGUAAGACAUUUUGGAAAUGGGGAAUGGCGCCAUAUAUAUAUAUGUAUAUUUUUAACCUAAUUCUCGCCCUGCAUGGAAUUCAAAUACAUGGAGGCAUGUCUUUUAGAGCACCAGGGCGAACAUUGUAGUCUUAAUUUUCAUGUGAACACCUCUUUGCCUGUUGCCACCUCAUAGACUUGAGACACAUGCGAGGAAGAGGGAAUUCAGCUUGUGUUUUUCACAUUGACUAUACUGGUCACUAAACCCUUUCUGAGAUUAUUUCUGUUAAACAUGAGGCAGAUUCAUUUAUUUUAAUUGCGCAGUGAUUUAACAAGGAUAUAACUCAGAACUGGCUCUUUUUUUUCUAGAAAAAAAAAUUGACAUUUGUUUUUACAUCAACUGGAUGUGAUUAAAAAUAAUUACUGCCAAUGCUGUUUUCAUUCUCCCCAUGGCCAGAAUCAUCAUCUUUGAAAUUUCUAAUAGUGCCUUCACUUGCUUAAAAAAAAAAAAAGGGAUUAUCAUUAAGUAAAAAUAUUUCAGUUUAGAAUUUGGACCUCAGACAAGAUAUUGAACCUCAUUCAGUUUGAACUUCCACACGUGUGUACGAAUUCAAUCACCAGACACAGAAGCAUGAGUGUGGAAGGGUCUCAGCACUGUAAGCAAUAUUAUCCGCUGAUGUAUGCAAAUAUCAUCUUUAUAGUUACUGGUCACUGUUAAAACUCACAUUUUAAAAGCUAUUACCAAGUACAGUUUUCAGAAACUUAAGUUGUCCUGGCUGAUCACACACCACUCUUUGUGCGACUUUUUAAUUUCACUUAGUGUUUUUUCCAAGCUAUGUAUUUUUGCCUAUUUGUUGCUUGUGCUUUAUUAUUCUUAGUCAUUUGUGGAAUAUAGUGAUAUAUUGUGUUAAUUUGGACAGUAGCGGUUUUUAAAAACCAUAUACUGACUGAAACAUGAGCCAGAGCUGAUUGCUUUAUUAAGCUAAUAAUGAAUGUUAAAGAGUACAUAUUUCAGGAUCAUUCAUCUAGUAAGCAAUACACAUAUAUAGGCCAAUAUUUUUUUAAAAAAUAGAGCUUGGUCAACCUCUAUACUACACAUAUUACAAGAUAUAGCACUUUCAAAACGAAUCUAAACCUUUACAGAAACUUUCUUAUAGGUUAUGCCUUUUAUUUUAAGACCUAUUAUAAUUUGUUUCAAGUGCCAUUAGAUGAUAUAUAUGUAGGCCUUUGAUAUAUAAUGCUUUGUGUUCAAAAAUGGUAGAUGUAUUUUAAACAGGUACAUUUUUACAGUGUUUUCUUAUCAAUUUGCUAUAUUGCACAGAAUCAGUGUGUGUCUUUUCAUAAGGUUUUACAAUGGUUUAUUUUUUUACAAGGUUUACGUGUUUCAAAACACACUGUCUUCCCAGUUUGUAAAUUAAAAAAUACCAGUUCACCCAAGUUGCUUCUAGCCUACUGAGAUCCAUGUGACAUUGGAGGAGGUCUUUUAAAUGUCGAGUAUUCCUCAUUAGCAAUAGCGGACUGUUAUCUCUGCCAAAUAGUGCCUAAGUUGACCUUGUCUUAUUUGUUCUCACACUGUGUCAGCAGCCGUGUCUACAGCACAGAUAGUCUGUUGUGAUUCCAUAGAUCCAUGAAAGUCGCCUUGUGUAGUUCUGUGCUAGAAACCCAUACGGAGUGCCUUUUGGAUCACAUAAACUGGUAACACCUGCGUUGGUAAAGGCACACACAGAUCAUCACCCUUAGGCCCUUCUCCGUUACCAACCCUUUGAGGAUGGAAAGGCAGUGUCUUUUGAUAAGUUUAUCUUGCUCUAGAAAUGACGGAACUAUUGCUAAUGUUUGAAACACUUCCUUGUAUAAGCUUCAGUGGUACAGAUGAACCAGAAUGAAUGUUUAUCUUCUCAGAAACACUCCUUCAAUAUUAUGUUGGAUCAUGCUGCUAAUGUAACUUGGGAUACAACUCUUCAUGGUGCUACAAACGUCUCUGUCUUGUUCAGUCGUAUUUUUUUAGCCAUAGGAAAAAAAGGACUCCAUUAGGCGUAAAGGUGUACAAUAUAUUUUUAUACUGUGACUUAAUCUGUCAUUAACAGACUUUUAACACCACCCACCACAAUGUAUUCACGUGCACUUGCAAAAGGAAAUCUUGGACGUGCAAAUGUUAUCAGAACAAACCCAGCUUUUGUCCACAAGGUGACUCUAACUCAGAAUGAAAAGUGGGCUUUGUAAUAUGGUGUGGAGUGAAGAACAUGCUGUAUGUUACUAACAGCCCGUUGAAUUUAACAAAAACUGGGAAUCCAUUAGGAAAUGGAUUGCAUCAUGCCUGAACAUAAGCUGGACUGCUGAAAUUGUAUUUUUAGCUGACGAAAAAGUGUUUGGACUAGUACUCUAAAAAACGUUUGAAUGAUAAAGUUUUGAGUCAAAAUAGAAAAGAAAAAUCUGCAUUCCAGGCUGAAUUUUGUAUAUUUUUAUUGCAUUUUAAAUCGCUCUUCUGUGAUAUUGGGAGAUCAAGUGGCUUAUCAUGUAUAUCAUGUACUUAAAAUGUAUUCACAAACUACUGUUGUAUUUGUAUAAAAUAUAGACAAAGAUCGUAUUUUUUGUGUGUGUAUAAGCUCUGUAAAAUAGCAAUCACAUUCUGAAGCUGCAGUGAUUCUACAUUUUCAACAUCCACAUCCAAAGAAGCAGGCUAUUUAUUGUCCAGUUACCUAGAUAUAAAAUAUUAAUUUGCUGCUAACGAAACAAUAGUACUGCAGCUUCUUGUGGCCUACAGUGUUAUGUUUGCUGUAAGAAAAAGAUAUGUGAACUCCACAAAAUAUAUGAAUAAAAUUAUAGAAUGGCUUUAGAUAAUGUAGAUCUUCCUGAAAUUUUAAUAGAUGAUACAUUUCUAUUGGGUAUAACUUUUUCUUUUCACUUUGAAUUUUAAAUAUCUUCUCAUUGGGUAAAUAUACAAUUCUAAUAGCUGACUCGAGGACAAUACUUUGUUGUUGAAACGAAAUGUAAAAUUCCAGGGUGUCUUUGUUUUAUUUUAAAACUUAUGUACUUUAAAGGAAGGAUAGAAACUAAAUAAAAAAAGUCAAAAGUGUAAUCCAGAUGAGCAUCCAAAAAAGAACUCCACAAAAGGAAUUAGAAUGUAUAAAUCAAUAAGGUCUCUUGUUCGUGUGAGAAAAGAUUGGCAUUAUGCAUUCCUUUAACACCUGCUGUCUGCUGGUACUAUCAAUUAUCCUUUUGGAGGUUUCCUUUGGGCUCUUUGUCUAAAAUGUUGCUGAAAACCCUCCCUUGGCAGCUCUCUGGACCAAAGCACACACACCACUUCUAAGGCUCAUCAGUGAAACAGGAAUGCAGAGAGCUACAUUAUCUGACGAUUCAGUUAAUAAUCUGAGCAGGAAUCAGCUGUAGAAAACAUGUUUUAUGUAUCUGAUAGCCUCUUUCAGAGGGAUAGAAAAAUUCCCUCUUUACCUUUGGCUUUCCUGUUUCAAGGCUCUCCCACUUUCAGAGAGAAAAAGACUGAAGAGCAAUUUGCAGUGUCAGCAGUCCCUCUUUUCACCAGCUUGCUUCCGGAAAAUCAAAAAGCAUGGCUUUGUUAAUUCUUAACACUAAAUACAUUUUUAUUUAAAUUCAUGCAUUUGAAAUAUUUCAAGGACUAGUUAUCAAAACAUGAUGCUUUUCUUAGUUAAAAUACUUUGAAAAAGUACAUUUAGGAUUAAUUCACUUAAGGCAUAAUCUCCCUUAUGGAAAAGUAAUUUGAAAAGUAGUUUGCACAUUUUUCAUUUGUGUCACUCUUAAGAAGUUCAUACCAAUGGUUUACAUUGAGGGAAGAUGGAAUUUCAAGUCUGACUAUACAUAGCUUGACUUUGGCUGUCACUCUUCCUUAAUCAGGCAUUUCUUCAGCAAAAGGCAUCACUUUGUGCUAAGUCCUAGGGGUAUUACAAAGAAAUCAGCUUUAUAAAAAAGGUUUUCUGAUCAGGCAUCUAAGUGAUAAUGGCAGCGUCACUGCAACUGCUGGAAAGCCUAAAUACCAUAUUGAGCCAUACCCAGUUAUCCUUUUUUGCAGAUCAAAAAUGGUCAAAUAUUGGGAGUUUCAGCCUAACUAAAACAAACGAUAAAACCCAGAAUGUCUUGACUUCACCUGCAUUCUAUUCAACACAGAGGUCAAUAAUAAAUUUUUCUACUCUGAAGA